AAACGUUAGCCGCUUAUGAAGGUGUUUUUCAUCCGUGUAUUGUCAUUUGGCUUAAAUGUGUGUUUUCUAAAAACGUUUCAAAAAUUAAACACGGAAAGACGCUGUUUCUAAACUUAAUGAAAUAACUUUGCGGCUAGCUGUGUUAGCCGUAGCAGGUUGCCGCGGACGUUAGCAGGCUAGGCUAACCGGAAGUCGCCUCUGUUGUCACCAAAGACAAACGUUGCAGUUGAGGAUGUCUCUGAAGGCUGUGGACGGAAUACUGUCCAGCUUGAAGUCAUGUCAGACAGACCUCGGGACAGGGAUGGACAUCGUGACAGAUAUUGCUAUGGACCUAGCGGAAACUCAGGAUGAAGACAUGAACCCUGGCAUCAAAGAGAUGGAGGCCAUGAUUCUGGAGUGUGCGAAGCUGGACAGCGAGAUAAACUACUUUGUUGAUAUUGUACAGCAAGCCACAGCUGAGGUCACUCCCCAGCAUCCAGAGGCCAUGUUCAGCCUGUCUGCCAAAGUGAAGGAGCAGUUUGCAGAGAGAAUCACUCAACUCUCCAACGCUGACCUGAACAAUCACCAGAAAGUGGCUGCAUUCAAGGAGAGCAUCAAGAACUCUCUGCAAGAAGCCGACCAGGAUUCCGCAGAGGGCAUAGAGGAACUCGACGAGGACAUCGCCGUCACCCAGAGCCAGGUCAACUUCACCUGCCCACUCACACAGGUGGAGAUGGUGAACCCAAUGAAGAAUAAGAAGUGCAACCACCACUACGAUGAGGAAGCCAUACUGAGUCUGAUCAAAACGAAGCAGAGCCAGAAGAAGAUGUGCCGGUGUCCUGUGGUUGGCUGUGGAAACGGAGACGUCAAAGAGUCCGACCUCAUUCCUGACCAGAUGCUGAGGAGGAAAAUCCAGAACCAAAAGCGUCAAAGCAACAAGACAUGAUGCUCUGCUUUGUGUUUCUGUAACCUGGUGCUUUGAGAGCAGGAAUUGUUGGUAAUAUUUUCGGGCUUUUUUUUUUUUCUUCUAGCGGAUGGUUGAUGUUCUGACAUUUCAUUGCUUGUAAAUGAAAGCUUCAUAUAUUUUCUAAAUAAACGAUAUUAGCUAAAA
This is a messenger RNA of Xiphophorus couchianus (Monterrey platyfish), 1090 nucleotides long. It is a transcript of the gene nsmce2, whose product is annotated as NSE2 SUMO ligase component of SMC5/6 complex. The transcript is spliced from 6 exons. Bases 233 to 925 code for a protein of 230 amino acids. Gene Ontology annotation, cellular component: nucleus; Smc5-Smc6 complex. NCBI's taxonomy places the organism in Eukaryota, Metazoa, Chordata, Actinopteri, Cyprinodontiformes, Poeciliidae. Gene Ontology annotation, molecular function: zinc ion binding; SUMO ligase activity. Gene Ontology annotation, biological process: double-strand break repair via homologous recombination; protein sumoylation. The record is from RefSeq and is a predicted model, not a curated record.